This is a messenger RNA of Anopheles darlingi, 6038 nucleotides long. It is a transcript of the gene yata, whose product is annotated as N-terminal kinase-like protein. Bases 557 to 3325 code for a protein of 922 amino acids. NCBI's taxonomy places the organism in Eukaryota, Metazoa, Arthropoda, Insecta, Diptera, Culicidae. The record is from RefSeq and is a predicted model, not a curated record. The transcript has 12 exons. Gene Ontology annotation, biological process: protein phosphorylation. Gene Ontology annotation, molecular function: protein kinase activity; ATP binding.
UUCCGAUGUUUUUAGACUGUGCCGCGUCGCGUAGAUUUUCAUACACAUCGCGCACCCCCUGUACCCGUAAGCGGAACCAGCAGUGAAAACACCAAACACGAUUUGCACGAUUUUACCCAGGCUGCGGGUAGUGCGUAGCGCCCACCACCCGGGGGAGGGGGACUGAUACGUAAGCUAGCGUGCACGACUCUUUCUAGUGGUUCCGAGAGGGCUACCCGGGGAAUCUUGACGGUCACAAUCAGCAGCAGCAACAGCGGCAGCAGCGGUGAGGGUGAGCAGCAGACAGGGACCACGAUCCACCAAGCGCUACGCUUCCAGGCGCUCCCCGAAUAGUCCAACAACUGGACCAGAAGAUAGUAGGAGGAGGAGGCCCAACCCUUCUCGCUUUGUUUUGUCGUUGUCACCAACCCGUCCCUGGCCGAAAUCAAUCAGGGUCCCUCAAAAACCAACACACCGACCGAAGAACGUUGAGCAUAUCGUAUCCACUACGGAAGCCCACUCCAAUUGUCCAUUGGUGCGUUAGCUUGGGACUGUGCCCGUAUACCUACGCUCUAGCAUGUGGUCGUUCUUCUCACGCGACUCGUCAAAGGACUUUCCGUACGAGAUCGGCGAACCCGUAGCACAGUUUGAUGCAAAGAGCAUCUGGGCGCUGCACCGGGGCAAGCGGAAAGGCACUAACGAUGAGGUGUCCGUCUUCACGUACGAUAUUCGAGCCGGCACGGAGAUCAAACUGGAGCUAGCAAAGGUCGCGGUCAAACGGCUGAAAACGCUGCGUCAUCCUAGCAUCUUGCAGUUCCUCGACAGCCUCGAGACGGACAAGAUGCUGUACGUGGCGACCGAGCCGGUCGAGCCGCUCGGCACGCACAUAACUCGGCUGGCCAGCGAGGGCCCGCAGCGUGAUCUCUAUUUGGCCUGGGGUAUCUUUCAGAUUACGCGAGCACUGUCGUUCCUCAACAAUGAUGGCAAUUUGCGGCACAACAAUGUCUCCGUCUGGUCCGUGUUCGUCAAUACCGCUGGCGAGUGGAAGCUGGGCGGUCUCGAAUACGUCUCUUCAGCCGAUCUACCGGCUGCACCACCGGUGAAAAUUCCUCCCUCGUUGGAGAUCUACGAUCCGCCAGAACGCAACGACGCUAACAAACUGCGGAUGGCGACGAAAUGCUCGAGCGACAUGUGGGGUCUAGGCUGUCUGGUAUGGGAAUCCUUCAAUGGGCCGCUCAAAACGCGUGGAAACCUGAAGAACAUCGAGGGUAUACCAAAGUCACUUGCUCCGCUGUACUGCGAGCUGGUGGGCGCGGUACCGGCCAACCGCCCUAACCCGGCAGAUGUCAUCACCAAGUGCCGCAAGCCGGGUGGCUUCUUUAAGAAUGAGCUGGUUGAUUCGCUGCUUUUCCUGGAGGAAAUUCAAAUCAAGGACAAGGCGGAGAAGACGCGGUUCUUCAGUGCCCUCACUGCACAGCUAGACAAUUUUCCCGACACCGUGUGCAGGCACAAAAUAUUACCGCAACUCAUAACGGCCUACGAGUACGGUGAUGCUGGAUCCGCCGUAUUGGCACCGAUGUUCAAGUUGGGAAGAUUGCUCGACGAAGCGGAGUACCAGAAACGUAUCGUACCGUGCGUGGUGAAGCUGUUCGCCUCGACCGAUCGUGUGACACGAUCGCGCCUGCUUCAGCAGCUCGAUCUCUUCAUCUCGCACCUGCAACCGAACGUGGUAAACGAUCAGAUUUUCCCCCAGAUAGCACACGGCUUCCUCGAUACAAAUCCGACUAUUCGGGAGCAAACGGUUAAGUCCAUUAUUCAUCUGGCACCGAAACUGAAUUACAACAAUCUGAACGUCGAGGUAUUACGCCACUUUGCGCGCCUGCAAUCCCGCGACGAUCAGGGCGGCAUUCGAACGAACACUACCGUCUGCCUGGGCAAGAUAGCGCCGCAUCUUCAUCCACAGGUACGGCAACGUGUGCUUGUGUCGGCAUUCAUACGCGCGAUGCGGGAUCCAUUUCCGCCAUCGCGUGUCGCUGGCAUUCUAGCGCUAGCCGCCACCCAGCACUACUUCCUGCUUAACGAGGUGGCGACUCGCAUUCUGCCCGCGCUCUGCCCCUUGACGAUGGACCCGGAGAAGUCGGUGCGGGAUCCGGCUUUCAAGACCAUUCGCGGCUUUCUUGGUAAGCUGGAAAAGGUGUCGGAAGAUCCCAGUCUCCGGGAAAGCAUGGAGGCUGACGUUCACACGGCUACGCCUUCGCUGGGUAAUGCGGCCGCCACCUGGGCCGGUUGGGCCGUGACAGCCGUGACAGCCAAAUUCUACCGCAGUCAAAGUGAUACUGCCCGGCCGCGCCCGCCUUUAACCGGUAAAACAUUGAGUAAACCUGCUUCUUUGGAGCAACCGUCUAGUAGCAGCAUUUCGACAACUACUAGCAGCGUCACCUCGAUGACUUCGUUGGAACACGAAAGUGCCGAUACCUCGGCAUCGGCUAGCGACUACGGUCCGGACAACUGGGACCAAGAAAACUGGGGCGACAUGGACACUUCGCAGGAUCCAAGCAGCCCGAUGGCCGGAACGUCGAACCAGCUGAACACCACCCUCAACAUGGUCGGCAGUGUAAGCGAUGUGCGCGACGGUUGGGACAACGAGGAUUGGGGUAGCUUGGAGGAGGAUCCGAAUGAGACGGAACUGAACGAAAAGGACGAAGAUGAGCACAAUCAGCAAACGCAGCAGCAGAAGCAUGCGACGACGAUGAUGCGUUCGUCCCCGUAUGCUGGAGCCGUGCCCUCGAUCAACAGCACAACCACUAUCAACAGUGCAAGUAUCAGCAUAACCGCUACUACCACCAUCACCACAGCCGGUAGUAGUAGUAAUAAUAGUACCACCAACAACACGACCAGCUCCUCGAUGACCGGGAGCACGGUGGUGAAGGCCGGCAGUAACAGCAGCAGUAGUAUGAACAACAGUAGCAACAGUAGUAGCAGCAACAGCAGCAGCAGUACCAGCACCACGAACAACAACAACUUAUCAAAUCAUACGGGCAGCCCGAGCAAGAUGAUCGCGAUGAAGAACAUGAAUAAUCUGCUGAACAGUGCAGCGGCUAGCGGUGCGACGACGGUGACCACCACAACCAACACUUCUAACUGGAACAACGGUGGUGAUGGUUGGGGCGAGGGAGACUUCGAGCCAUUGGAUGAGCCAACCACAGGAAAUCUGAAGCUGGACGAGGCACGACGGAAACGCGAAGAGAAGAAGAUGCAACGGCAGCGCGAACUUGAAGCCAGGCGUGCAGCACGUGCCGUCGGUGCUGGUAGUGGUCCCAUGAAACUGGGUGUGAAGAAAAUUUAAGAUCGCUCUAUUACAACUACGAAAGUGUUUGUAUUGCGUAGAGUUUAAGGGAGUUCGAGUGCAGUUAACGGUGGCAAACGACAACCAGCCAGCAACAAUAUGGGACAGCAUUGUGGUGAAGCCUUUUUUAGAAUGUUAAAAACAUACGAUGAUAGUCAUUCUUUCUCCCAUCAAUUUCCCAGUCUGUCUAAAUACGUGUAAACUCGCACCACCUCUGUGGAUUUAUGUUGUAUCGGCGGUGAGGAUGGGAGCGAAAACCGCAAGGGAAUUUAAACGAUAUUUGUUUUAAAAAAAACGGUUGCUUGGUAGUACAGCAACACGCUCUGGGCCAUACCGGUGGUUAAUGCUGAGAUAUCACACCAUUUAAACUUGUGAAGUGGAAGGAAUCAAUGUAAAGACGGUAGGACGAUACGGAACGAAUACAAUUCAACACAAACAAUUCAAAUUCGGCCUGUGGUUUGCUUGACUCAGUAUCUGAAUGAAUUCUCGAUUGGCUGGCCUGAUUUGAGAGUGUUGGAAGUCGACCUCCAGGUUCGUGGCUCAACUGUCUUUCAGGAGGUUUGGCAUAGCAAAGCAAGGCCUACAACUACUAGGGUUUAGCUUCAGUUGGGGUGACAAUCCAAAGGGCAAUCAUUGAUUUUCAUCCGACUUCGAUAUGAUAUGGCCGGGUAUUCCUUCUUAUUUUAGGGUGAUGCUAGUAAUGUAUAUAGAUACAGCUAAUAGAAUAAUUAGCUCAACCAAUGGUGUGAUUCUAGACAGACACUGUAACCAUUCCGGCGAGCAGGAAAAACAAAAUGAACCAAAAAAAAAUAACAAAAUUCCUUAAUCAGUAAAACAAAUAACUUGAAAAUCUGUGUCGGAAGAAUGGUUGAGAGGACUGGUGGAUAGGCGUGAUCGGCCAAAUCAUAAAAAAAAAACAAAAACGAAAAAAAACUUUGCAACUCGAUGCAAACUUUGCAAAAACAUGAUAAGUCAGAUAGCUUUAAUAGAAAAUAUACGAAUUUAUAUUCUUUGAAUCAAUGCAAACCGACGCUGACGAACUAGGAUCGAGUGCGAACCCGUGCGAAUCGUAUUGGCGUAACCGGUGGGACAGGAGAGAACCAUUUUUUUUAUUGGUUUGUGAUUUAUUUCUGCCGUCAAGGGACCUACAUUACCAUGCGCCAGCGGGAAUGCUCCGACCCAGUGCUCCCCAGCGAUUUGGUAGUAGGUGUUCAGUUUUUGGAAAGGCGGCGGCUCUACGGUGCCAGAACCGUGCAUCGAGCCUGUCACAUUAGAAACCGAAUUAUACAAUUGGUACUCCAUAACCCUCCAUAAAUUCCCCAUUCCAAUGCCCAACUCUUUUCAUUACUGUUCGUUUCGGCUCCUGGGUGAAGGAGUGUCGGUGUCAUUAGAUUCCAGCUCGAUGGCCGAGUUCGAAUGUAGUUCUAUUCCUUUCUCCUGUUUGCGCUUGGAAUGUGCCAGUUCCGCCAGUAUACGGAAUCCGUGUCUCUUUAUCAGCCCCCCCCCCUCCCCCUCCCCACCCACGAGCUCCUCUCUAUCUCUGUCUCAUUCUCUCUCGCACACUCAAAGACCCUUCCAUGGGAUGAAUCGAAUCUAGAUAGGUAGAGUAAACUAUAUGAGAAGAAAAUUAAUAAUAAAAGAGAAUCAUACUAGAUACCGUGGGGAUUAUAUAGCAAACCGAGAACACAGGAAGAUAGAAAGAAAAAAUACACACAACCUAGGUAGCGUAAAAUUCGUAUUCGUAACCCUAAAUAGAAGCACUUCAGUCAUUUUUAAAAGAAAUAUAGCACACGACAACAAAUUAAGCAAAUGUUCUUUAAAAAGUAAACAAAACAGUGAAGAAAAGGAUGUAAUAUAGUAAACUAAACUACACAAUCGCGUAUACCGCUCGCAAGGACACCGAAGAAAACAAAGAAAAAAUAAUCGGAAUGGCAUCAGGAAACAUUAGAGGAGAAACAAUCAAUUCGGUCUGUAACUGGGUUUAUGAGUGUCUUUGAGUGUAUAAGAAUGCUCGCGCGCCCACAUGUGUGUGUGUGUGUUUGUGAGUGUGUUUGUGUGUGUGUGUGUGGGCUCUGUGAUUUGAGUUAUUGUAUCAAUUCACGGUCGCUCGAUUCGAUGUUGAUAAUGGCCCUAUGUGCCUCUUCUAAUGAAACUUCUCUUCUAUCCUUGUCCUCCCACACAUGAUUCCUUGUUUGGCUUUCCAUUCAAUCCCUAUGUAACCCUGUCUUCUGUCCUCCUCUUAUUGGCGCGAACGAUAAACUCCCUUUGCGAUCAUAAGUUGGCCUGGCUUUGAAGAAUUGUGGGGUUUGGCUUGAAAGAAGUAACCUGCACGGAUACGGAGGAGGAGUGCGGUCAGGGCAGUUUAGUUGGUUUGGAUCGUCGCAAAGCGAGUGGAGCAGCGCAUUGCAUGCAUCAUUGUGAUCACUGGCUCAGUGGCUCGCCAUAAGCGUAUAAAACCCCGGUGGUGUCUGCCAUUGGCACGCACGCUAGUACUGAAUCCUGGCUGUUGGAACCGAGGAAGGAGAAAAGGAAGGAAUAUGUCUAAGCAGGAGAUCGGCAAUUUAUUAAUAGAAAAAGAAAAAGAAGAAGAAGAACACAAGCGAGCAAAACAAUGCCUUUUAUUAGCGACAAACAGUUGGGACACAACUACUAAAACGAGGAAAGGCUGGAAUAAAACAGAUUCAAAUCAUAUACGUAAAUAUCAGAAUCAGAA